Messenger RNA from Vicia villosa (hairy vetch), 492 nucleotides. Its product is annotated as vesicle-associated protein 3-1-like. Gene Ontology annotation, cellular component: endoplasmic reticulum membrane; plasma membrane. The transcript has 5 exons. The coding region runs from base 1 to 492 and encodes 163 amino acids. NCBI's taxonomy places the organism in Eukaryota, Viridiplantae, Streptophyta, Magnoliopsida, Fabales, Fabaceae. The record is from RefSeq and is a predicted model, not a curated record. Gene Ontology annotation, biological process: endoplasmic reticulum membrane organization.
AUGGGACAAAGGUUUUCUAUUUCUUCUGACUCACCGGAUUCCUCCAAUUGUGGUUCUGAACUUUUAGGAGGGGAUUAUGUAAAAUUAAAACCACAAGAAGACUAUAAUACUCCUCUCAAGAUAAACCCCAAGGAGCUGCACUUUCCAUUUGAAUUGAAAAAGAAGAGCUCAUGCACUUUGCAGCUAUCUAAUGAUUCCGAUGAUUAUGUGGCUUUCAAGAUUAGGGCUUCAAAUCGAAAGAAUUAUAGUAUUAGUCCAAAUCACAUUGGAGUUGUGUUGCCUAGUUCUACUUGUGUUAUCACAGUUACAAUGCGAGGGAAAAAGGAAGCACCUCUUGACAUGCAAUACAAAGAUAAGAUUAUCAUUCGAAGCAUAGUUGCAAAGGAUGAAACAAUCGUAAAAAAUAUCACUUCAGAAAUGUUUUACAAAGAUUCCGGCUAUGAGGUUAAAGAAUGCAGAUUGAAAAUUGUUUAUGUCGCUCCUCCUCAAUGA